CCGCCCACCUGUUCCGGGCUUCGCCCAGUAGGGACGGGUGGAUGUUGUUACCCAGCUGAGAAUAAACGUCGCCCACAGUGGUCACUGCAGGCUUGGUGUGCGUGAGCCCCCUGUGGCACCUUGGCUGGCCUCAUCAUGAACCUGGAGCCACCCAAGGCUGAGACCCGGUCAGCCACCAGCGUGGUUGGAGGACCUAUCACCCCCCGGAAAGGGCCCCCCAAGUUUAAGCAGCGGCAAACCAGGCAGUUCAAGAGCAAGCCCCCCAAGAAAGGCAUCCAAGGGUUUGGGGAUGACAUCCCUGGAAUGGAAGGUCUGGGGACAGACAUUACGGUCAUCUGCCCAUGGGAGGCCUUCAACCACCUGGAGCUGCAUGAGCUGGCCCAGUACGGCAUCAUCUAGCCAGGCCCCGCCUGCCCCGACCCUCCCUGG
Molecule: messenger RNA, 429 nt
Organism: Tupaia belangeri chinensis (Chinese tree shrew)
Lineage: Eukaryota; Metazoa; Chordata; Mammalia; Scandentia; Tupaiidae
Gene: PDE6G
Product: phosphodiesterase 6G
Exons: 4
Coding region: 136-399 (87 amino acids)
Biological process (GO): positive regulation of G protein-coupled receptor signaling pathway; positive regulation of epidermal growth factor receptor signaling pathway; visual perception
Cellular component (GO): photoreceptor outer segment membrane
Molecular function (GO): 3',5'-cyclic-nucleotide phosphodiesterase activity; cGMP binding
Source: RefSeq, a predicted model, not a curated record